Molecule: messenger RNA, 3182 nt
Organism: Wasmannia auropunctata (little fire ant)
Lineage: Eukaryota; Metazoa; Arthropoda; Insecta; Hymenoptera; Formicidae
Gene: su(Hw)
Product: gastrula zinc finger protein XlCGF57.1
Exons: 11
Coding region: 535-2472 (645 amino acids)
Source: RefSeq, a predicted model, not a curated record
AAGGCAACAAAUUGUUACUUGUUGCGCGUCGUCAAUUCGGAGUUUCUUGCUCCGACUACUCCUCCGUUUGGUCUGAUCGUCGCCGAGGCGACGUCUUCGGCGGCGACGUGACGCGGAUGACGUGACCGGUCCGCGAGAAAGAGAGCGAGCGAGGAAGCACGGGGCGGCGGACGCGUGGAGGAGGAGGACGACGACGACGACGACGACGCGCCCCUUGACGUAGGCCAUUUUGCGCGGCGUCGGGACUGAUGAAAGGGCCUGUUCCUUCAGGGGCAAACGCAAAGCUCGCUCGCUCUCCCUUUCCCAGGUAAACGUGUUCGCGCGGCCGAGAGCUCGAGAUUGCCUUCCCUCGUACGUUCGGGUAACAUCCCUCCGAAUAUACGAGCGUCUGGAGUUCGUUCAGAACGUUGCGUAUGGCUCGCAGAUUUCCGUGAUGUCGAACGGGAGUAGCAAGUGAGGAAGGAACUGGUCUGCCCGGAGGAGAUACGAUCGAAUAAGGAAACGGCCCGGAGAUAGAAAUCGCUACGUGACGCAAUGGCAGAAACGGUGGAGAACAUAGAGAUCAUAAAGAUUGAGGAGUGUACUGAUGAUGCAUUACUCGAGGACGAAGCCACGGAGAUCUUGUUCGAUGGGAACGUCUUACAAGACGAUUCUAUAGUCGUGGCCAGUAGACCAGCCACUGAUAAUGAAAAAGAUGAUGUGGUUAUUUCGAUUAUAACUGAUUAUCAAUGUGUCACGUGUCACCGUAUUUUCCAGUCGGAGGAUAUGCUGCAGAAGCAUGUAGACGUGUGUAGAGAGGAGGAUGACUCAGGCAAUAUUAUGCUGGAUAAUAUGGAAAAUUACGAUUCAGAGGAGGAGGACGAAGAGGAUGAGGAUGAUCCUCUAGGUUUGAGUGAUGAUGAUUCGGAUUCUAAGAGCCAAAAGAAUAACAAUGAAAAACCUGUCAUCAAGCCCGUGCCCGACACGCAGUGCCAUUGCUGCGCGGAGGACUUAAAGACGGCGCAUAGCGGCGGCGAGUACAAGUGUUCACAUUGCGAUCUCAGUUUCAAGAAGAAGGCGUCACUCGAGAGACACGUUAUAGUCGUACAUUGGAAGUGCGACUCGUGUGUAUGCAACGAAUGCGGCUCUUCCUUUCGCGACAAGAAAGCCUUGAAUAAGCAUCGCUAUACGACACACGGAGAUCACAAAAUUUUUAAAUGUGACCCUUGCGACACUUAUUUCUCCCGGAGCUACCACUUAAAUCGGCAUAUUAUGCAAUCCGGCUGUCACGGUAACAUACUUAAUACGUUCAGAUGUCAAGUUUGCGAGAAAGACUUCACGCGUAAGGACAACCUGCGGGAACACUUGCGUACUCACGCGGGAACGCCCCAGAGGCAAAAGAAGAAGUGUAAAUAUUGCCCGAAGGAAUUCUUUACGAAUCAACAAUUGCUGGUGCACGAACGGAUGCACACGGGAGAGCGGCCGGUCCAAUGCGAUUUAUGCCCGAAGACAUUCCUCUCGCCGCUUGCGCUGAAAAAACAUCGCCGUGUACACACCGGAGAGAAGCCGUUCGAGUGUAAAUUCUGUCAGAGAAAGUUUGCCGCGCGCGAAACGCUGAAUCGCCACCAACGGACGCACACGGGCGAGAAACCGCACACGUGUCAGUAUUGCGGCAAAUCGUUCAUACAGGCGGCGCAAUUACGAGCACACGUGUUCCAUCACACCGGCGAGAACGGUUUCUACUGCGACGUGUGCGGCAAGGCGUUUAAUCGGAAGGCGCGUUUAAAUAUCCACAAGAAAUUCACGCACGAGGGGGCGAUUCCAUUCACGUGCGCGGUCUGCGACAAGGGCUUCACGCGAAGGGAGGACUUGGUGAAACACUCACUGUUACACACUGGCAUCAAACCGUUCAAAUGCGACAAGUGUCCGAAAGCCUUCUCGGCGAAGUCGUCGUUGCAGGCUCACCUCAACACCCACAGACGCGAACCGCCCCAGUCGUGCGUCGAGUGCAACAGAGUGUUCAUCCGGCAAGACUGUCUGAUGCGGCACAUUCGGGCGAAGCAUCGGGAACUGCUGGAGGACGUGAUGAACGAGGUCGAGAAGAAGCAUUUGCAAACGCAGUUGUUUAACAUCGCGUCGGCCGCCGCCGCGAAAACGAAAACCGGCGAAUCUAAAAGGCUCUCCACCAACGAGUUGCUGAAGGCCAUCAUAGAUCUCCUGAGGGUACUUAUCGACGAGGAAACAUUACAGCUGUUCGGUUGGCCGGAGGCUCCGAUACAGGAUAUCCUCGAAGCCGUGAUCAGAAGAUGCGGACACGAGCCGACAACGUCGGAUGCCAACGUAAUGUUCACUGAGCGGCUACGACAAAAUGUCAAGCUUCUGUUCACCGUUGUCGUCGACACGAUGAACGACGAAACGGUGAAGUCUCUCUUGACGACGAAAACGGUGGACGACGUCAUUCUUCACGUUUUAGAAAUAUCUAACCGGAAUUAGAAACGAAAAGAUAUAAGAUUAUGCGAGGAACGACUAUGCUUUUUUCUUAAUAUUUCCUUGAAUGCUUCAAGAUUUACGAUCACGUAAAAAAAAAAAGACAAUGAGAGGUAAUUUUAAGUAACGAAUUCGUGUAAGAUAUCGAAAAAGAUGAGAUUUUUUAAAUAAGUGACAUAAUUUUAGACAUUUUUAAAGUUAAACGGAUAAGUUAGGUUACCGUCAUAACCUACAAUUUUACGUGUCUUUUAGAGUAUUUUAAAAAUUUUUAUUCGAUAUUUAAUAUAAUUUUAAUCUACUUUUAAGUAGAAUAGACAUAUUUUUUAUCUUAAUUAUGGUCGAUCUAAAAAAAAUAAUUAUGCAAUAAUUUUCUCGAGUAUAUACUAUAAUGAAAAGAUUACAGCAAGGUUUUUUAGAGUCUAGACUCCUGUGUGGUAUCACGGUAUACGAAAAAUAAGUGUGUAUACCGAGGAUUAAUACAUUUAUUAGAAUAUAUGUUGCACAUACAUUUAGGUUUACGAUUAUUAUUCUUGUAUGCAAGAGAUUGCAUUUAUACGCAAUUCUAAUUCAGAUUAAUUGUAUAUACAAACGAAGUAUAUUUGUGUGCGCAUGUAUACACAUAUAUAUAUGUAUAAUAUUUUAUAUACUACGUGGAUGGGUGAAUAAAGUGCACGCGAAUUUGUCGAAAUCAUAUUUAAAAAAAGCAUUAAAAAAAA